AUGGUCAAAAAGUUGGCACAGUUUCCGAGGAACACACUCCUCCUCCGCCUCCUUUUGUCUACAUCACCAACCACGGAAACAAUUGAUGUAUGGCACCACGGAACCAAAUCACUGCCUAAUCACGUGUCUGGAAGUGUGCUGAAAGCUGUGCCUGAGGCGACUGAGGAAACAAUCGGUGGAAAACAACAUCAAGUGGCAAUUAUGAAGCAACGGUGGAGGCUAUUAAGCGACAACAUCAGGCAAGAACCUUCGCUUUGCAGUGUUGGUUCAACAAGGGAUGGUGUAGUUGUUUAUCCUUUACCCACCUGCCCGCCCACCACACCUACUUCGCAAAUCACUCCUCAAUUCGCCGAGACGUGUAACCACCGCACAGCAUGUCUGUGGGGGUGUUUUGUGUGGCGUACUGCAGACACAUCAAUCGGUGGGGAUGGUUCGCUUGCUAAAGCUUAG
Molecule: messenger RNA, 450 nt
Organism: Echinococcus granulosus
Lineage: Eukaryota; Metazoa; Platyhelminthes; Cestoda; Cyclophyllidea; Taeniidae
Exons: 3
Coding region: 1-450 (149 amino acids)
Source: RefSeq, a predicted model, not a curated record